GGCUGCUGGGCUCGCAGAGCAGAGCAGGCGGAGCGGAGUGUCCGGAACUCACAGUCGGCAGAGACAGCCCUCCCGGUCGGUGCGUUCCUUGCGCUUCUCCCCUCAAGUCUCAUAACAGUGGUGUUCCUCCAGGGUGCCGAGGACAAGUGGCUGCUUUACUUCUGAGUUCUGACCGAACCGCAGCUGUGGGGGUUCUGUUUGGAUUUAUUCUGAGGACUAAACACGAAGUUUGGACUCGCCUCAAAGUGUUCUUCUCAUCGUUGUUAAGGUAUGCCUGUGGUCAUCAGUGUGUCUGCGGACACGUAACCAGAGGUUUUUCAGCUGCCAUGGCCUCGACAGUCGCGUGGCUGUUGCCUAUCGUAGUGAUCACGGUUCUGGCAGCGCUGGUUUCAUCAGAGGAGCACGAGUGGCACUUUAACCCAGCUCAGUGUCGGUACGCCCUGGGGAUGGAGGACGGCACCAUUCCAGACUCUGACAUCACCGCCUCCAGCGCCUGGUCCGACUCCACUGAAGCCAAACACGGAAGGCUGAGCACUGGAGAGGGAGAUGGAGCAUGGUGUCCAGCAGGACCCGUCUUUCCCAGCGGAUCAGAAUACCUUCAGGUUGACCUGCAUAAACUCCAUUUCCUGGCUCUGGUUGGCACUCAAGGUCGCCACGCCGAUGGCCUCGGUCAGGAGUUUGCUCGCAGUUAUCGACUUCGUUACUCCAGAGAUGGACAGAAAUGGAUCACCUGGAAGGAUCGCUGGGGACAAGAGGUGGUGUCAGGUAAUGAGAACACCUAUGAUGUCGUGCUGAAAGACCUCGGACCCCCCAUUGUGGCCCGUAUGGUCCGCUUCUACCCCCUGGCUGACCGGGUGAUGAGUGUUUGCCUUCGGGUGGAGCUCUAUGGCUGUGUGUGGAAUGAUGGUUUGAAGGCGUACACAGCUCCAGUGGGUCACGUCAUGAACUUGCAGGGCACGUCGGUCUAUCUAAACGACUCCACCUACGAUGGAACCGUAGAACAAGGGAUGCAGUUCGGAGGCCUGGGCCAGCUUUGUGAUGGCGUCCUGGGAGGAGACGACUUCAUAGAAACAAAGGAGUUGAGGGUGUGGCCGGGGUACGACUACCUGGGUUGGAGUCGGGACACCCUCGGACAAAGCAGCGUGGAUAUCGAGUUUCAGUUUGAGAAACCAAGACUCUUCAACAACAUGCAGGUGCACAGUAACAACCGGCACACGCAGGGCGUGCGAGUCUUCAGUAAAGUGGAGUGUCUUUUCAAGCCCAGCCUCCUCCAGCCCUGGUCCUCUCCUGCCCUCACCUUACCCGUACCCCUCGAGGAUCUGAAGGACCCCUCUUCACGACCCAUCUCCCUCCCACUGGCCGGUCGUUUGGCUCAAAUCCUCCGCUGCAGAUURUACUUUGCAGACCAGUGGCUGCUCAUCAGUGAGAUUUCCUUCCUCUCAGAGCCGUUUGCGGAGGACGUCACCAACAUCGAUUCGUUUCUUCACAAUCCUCCAAAGUUUCCAGACACCACCUCCUCUCCUCCUGUGAACUCCACCACAUCGAGCCGCGGCUCCUUCAGCACCACCUCCGGACCUUCUGAGUCCCUUCCCGCCACCUUCAUGAUGGACACCACUGGUAACUGGACGCUGUCAGGAAGAAAGUUUUCUGCCGUCACACCGAGGGCGGGACUUCCUGUAGCCAAAGAUGACAGCAGUAACACGGCUAUUCUGAUUGGCUGCCUGGUGGGCAUCAUCCUGCUGCUGCUGGCUGUGAUCGCUGUCAUUCUUUGGAGGCAGUACUGGAAAAAGAUCCUGGGAAAGGCCCAGGGCAGCCUGUCCAGUGAUGAGCUCCGAGUUCACCUGUCAGUCCCCUCAGACAACGUGGUUAUCAACAACACGCACAGCUACUCCAGCCGCUAUCAGCGCAUACACACGUUCCCGGACGACCGUGAACUUGACCGAGAGGUGGAGGGAGAGUAUCAGGAGCCGAGRGCUCUGCUCCGGCCCAGAGAUCAGAGGGACAGCACGGCCUUGCUGUUAAACACUCCAGCCUAUCACCUGCUCGUACCAGAUCACAGAAAAGGCUCCAGAGUUGUGGUCAUCCCGAGCUCCACUCAGGCUCAGGAGAAGAGCCUGAAUGUGCCUCAGGCUUGUGGUCUCGACUUGGACUUGGAGAAAGGCUUCCCCUCAACACAAGAGGAGCCCCCUCCCUAUCCGGGGUCUCCACCUUAUCCUUCUUUGUCUCCGCCCGUCUCCCCCCCUCUGCCUCCCAGCGUCCCCCACUACGCAGAGGCCGACAURGUGAGUCUUCAAGGCGUGAGCGGGAACAACACCUACGCAGUGCCGGCCUUGGCCUCCUCCAGCCCCGGCGCCGACGCCACCCCGCUGCCGGAGCUGCAGCGCCAGUGUCUCAUCUUCAAGGAGAAGCUGGGGGAGGGACAGUUUGGGGAGGUGCACCUGUGUGAAAUCGAAAACCCUCAAGACCUUCCAAACUUGGAGUUUCCCUUUAACGUGAGGAAAGGUCGCCCUCUGCUGGUGGCGGUGAAGAUACUGCGCCCAGACGCCUCGAAGAACGCCAGGAACGACUUCCUGAAAGAGGUGAAGAUCUUGUCUCGCCUGAAGGACCCGAACAUCAUCCGCCUGCUGGGCGUGUGUGUGAGCAGCGACCCCCUCUGCAUGGUCACUGAGUACAUGGAGUGUGGAGACUUGAACCAGUACCUGUCCCAUCGAGUCCUGCUGGACAAAACGGGGCCUUCACACAACACCCCCACCAUCAGUUACCCRGCCCUCAUCUCCAUGGCGAGCCAGAUCGCUUCAGGGAUGAAGUUCCUGUCMUCGCUCAACUUCGUGCACCGGGACCUGGCCACCCGUAACUGUCUGGUUGGGGGGGAGAGGGGGGAGGACGGCGAGGAGCGAGGCGGCGAGCGCCACAUAAAGAUAGCGGACUURGGGAUGAGCAGGAACCUGUACGCCGGAGACUACUACAGGAUCCAGGGCAGAGCCGUGCUGCCCAUACGAUGGAUGGCCUGGGAGUGUAUACUCAUGGGUAAGUUCACCACAGCCAGCGACGUGUGGGCGUUCGGGGUCACCCUGUGGGAGAUGCUGAGCGUUUGUCAGGAGCAGCCGUACUCCAACCUCACAGACGAACAAGUCAUCGACAACGCCGGCGAGUUCUUCAGAGACCAGGGCAGACAGGUGUAUCUGAGCCGGCCGGCCGUGUGUCCUCAGGGUCUCUACGAGCUCAUGCUGAGCUGCUGGAACAGAGACUGCAAGCUCCGCCCAUCCUUCGCCUACAUCCACUCCUUCCUCACCGAGGACGCCAUGAACAUGGUUUAAAGUCGGAGACAGAGAAACGAGGAGGAGGAGGGGGAGCUUGUUUUUGCUGGUGGACCCCCCAGUACAGCGGGAUGGUGUGAUGGAGGGUCUCACAGGGAGACGGGGGAGGCUCAUUUUUAUAUUGUGUACUUUUUUGGGUGGAUGGGGGGGGGACGCUGAGACACCGCUGGUUCGGUUUUGCUUCAGAUCCCAAAGGCUUUUGAUGGAUAAAAGUCUAAAUUUCUUAUAGUUGGUGGUGGGUUUUCUCUUGUUUCAGACACUUUACAGUCAAAUGAAACAUCUUAAAGCAGGUGAGCAGGUGGCUGCAAAUCAAACUGAACUCUGAAUACCUGUCGUUCAGGUGAAGUAACAAACAAGGAUUAGAUUAUUUCUAGUUAGUCCCACCUUCUGACCACAUCUGCUCGUUUCCUCUCGGCUCUAACUUCCUGCUUUUUGACGCACGGCCACAGGUUCUAUGUCCAUGGAUCAGACGACAGACGCAGCUUCCAUCUCUAAACUGUUUGAAACAAAAAGCUGCACACCUGCUGCCAAACAAACUCCCAAAGCUUUAGGAGAGAGGCGCAGAGCGAGUCCGCAGCCAGCAGUGGACGGGACUUCUUUAUAUGAUAUGACUAUAUUUUUAAUUCCUUUAUCUGAUUCUGUCAGAAUGAAUAAUUUUUAAAAUUCCACAACCAGCUGCACUUUACCCAACAUGCAUUUCCUUUCCUGUGAUCCAACUCUUCUCCAUCCUGGGCCUGAACGAUAAUUCCUGUGAUGUAUCAACAUGCAAAGACUUUAUUAUUUUUAUUAUUGAUAUUCUGCUGAGGAAUAUCACUAAGCACAGGCCUAAAUCUACAACCCCUCUCUACAAGUGUUGCCAAACCAUUAGAUGUAAAAUAGUGUUUGAUAAUAAAAACUGGAAUGGCAUUCUGAUUUUAUUUCUAAUGUUCUGUAUAAAUGAGAUGUUACUGACUCAAUAAACCUGAUGAUCCAAAUACA
Messenger RNA from Austrofundulus limnaeus, 4295 nucleotides. RefSeq names its product discoidin domain receptor tyrosine kinase 1 (gene ddr1). Gene Ontology annotation, cellular component: signaling receptor complex; plasma membrane. Gene Ontology annotation, molecular function: collagen binding; ATP binding; protein tyrosine kinase collagen receptor activity. The record is from RefSeq and is a predicted model, not a curated record. Gene Ontology annotation, biological process: cell surface receptor protein tyrosine kinase signaling pathway; positive regulation of kinase activity; positive regulation of phosphatidylinositol 3-kinase/protein kinase B signal transduction. Lineage: Eukaryota; Metazoa; Chordata; Actinopteri; Cyprinodontiformes; Rivulidae.